Molecule: messenger RNA, 1844 nt
Organism: Plectropomus leopardus (leopard coralgrouper)
Lineage: Eukaryota; Metazoa; Chordata; Actinopteri; Perciformes; Serranidae
Gene: doc2a
Product: double C2-like domains, alpha
Biological process (GO): spontaneous neurotransmitter secretion; exocytosis; regulation of calcium ion-dependent exocytosis
Cellular component (GO): synapse; membrane; extrinsic component of synaptic vesicle membrane
Source: RefSeq, a predicted model, not a curated record
ACCUGUUAGUGCGGACCCCUCAUGCACUCACAUCCACCUGUUUGUGUAGGAAUCUCCUCCACUCACAAUCAGAGACUCUAUGACGGUGCGGAGAGGAAAGAAGCUCAGCAUCUCCAUCCAGGAACACAUGGCCAUCGACGUUUGCCCCGGCCCCAUCAGACCCAUCCGACAGAUCUCCGCCUACUUUCCCCGCCUGUCCCCUACCUCCCCCGGCCCUGUGUCCCCGAACCCUGCCACCUCCCCCCUGGCCCUCAGCCCUGGCUCUGUGGCCUCUGGGAUGGGUGGGACUCACCUACUGUCCCCUCUGCUGGCCCAUGGCCGGCCCGGCGGUGGCGGAUCUUUGUCUCUGACCAGCAGCGUGGACACAUCGGUGGAGAUCAACAGCUCCGACAGUGACGACUGCACUGCUCUGGGAACGCUGGAGUUUGAGCUAAGAUACGAGCAGAGCUCCAGUGAGCUGCACUGUACUGUGCUCCGGGCCAAGGGUCUGAAGCCGAUGGACUUCAAUGGUUUGGCCGACCCGUACGUCAAACUGCACCUGCUGCCUGGAGCCUGUAAGGCCAAUAAACUGAAGACGAGGACAAUCCGUAACUCUUUGAAUCCAGUGUGGAAUGAAACGCUCACUUACGUUGGAAUCACAGAAGAAGACAUGCACAGGAAGACGCUCAGGUUGACUGUGUGUGACGAGGACAAGCUGACUCAUAAUGAGUUGAUCGGAGAGUCGCGGGUGCCUCUGAAACGUGUGAAACCCGACCAGACGAAACAUUUCCACACCUGCCUGGAGCACCCGCCGCCACUCCCCUCUCCCACCGCCAUGGGUGAAGCCCUUCGAGGAAUAUCCUGCUACUUAAGAGAGUGGGAGAAUGAGCAGCUGCACAGCCUGGAGGAGAGAGGUCGUCUUCUCCUCUCCCUGCAGUUUCUGCCUCCGCUCAGUUCAGAGGAGAAAGACGUAAAUGGAGGAGGAGGGGAAGGAGGUGAAGGACGUCGCAACGGAGGUCUCUGUGUGGGUGUGAAGCGUUGCGCCCAUCUGGCAGCUAUGGACGUCAAUGGGUUCUCCGACCCCUACGUCAAAAUAUACCUGAAGCCAGACAUACAGAAAAAAUCCAAGCACAAAACAGCAGUGAUGAAAAAGACCCUCAACCCUGAAUUCAAUGAGGAGUUCUUCUACGAGAUUUCCCUGUCGGAGCUCACAAACAAGACGCUGGAGGUGACGGUGUGGGACUACGACCUGGGACGCUCCAAUGACUUCAUAGGUGGUGUCUGUCUGAGCUGUCACUCCCAAGGUGAUGGCCUCCGUCACUGGAUGGACUGCCUAAAGAACAAGGGCAUGAGGGUGGAGCGGUGGCACAUCCUGACCAAUGAGCUGCCGCGAACCCUCAGCCACGACUAAACCCGCAGAGCACUCAGUAGAAGAUCGCUGUCAGUGAUCACAUGGUUCACAGAGAUCCUCUUUAUGGGACGGACUCGAGCAACUUCACCACAAGAAUCAGCAGCAAGUGAGAGGAAAAGUGUGUUAUAGUAAGAGCCACCAUGGCCUGUGGAGAGCAGGGCAAAGCUGCAGCAGCAUGGUGGUGUGCCUUCAUUAUUGAUCAUUGAGUCAUACAGAAGAAGAAGCUCCAUCAACACCGUCAACAUUAACACCAGAACACAUACAUACACAACCGCAUUAGACCCAUAUACUCAACUGAUGAGGGGUGGAACUAACAAAGAUUGAAUUGAAACACAGCUGUACUCAGACUAGCUCUUGAAAACAUGAAACUGCAUGGGUUUGUUUUCUACUAUAACGUAAAGAUUUGUUAAAUAUUUAACUACUAUUUAUGUACACCAAUAACCCAAAACAUUCA